AUGGAUCAAAGCAGUGAUGGAACUGUGAAGAAGAUUAGCAAUGUAAAUCUUGACAAACUUAUAGAUGAUUUCUCACAGAUAGAAAAGAAAAUGAUAGAAACUGUUGGAAAGAACAACCUUCUGGAUAUUCAGCUGGAAAAGACUAACAGUUUAUUAAAGAUAAUGCAAACAAGAGAGACCACAAUAAAAGAAGAAUGUACUACUCUUCAUACUUUGAUAAAAGGGCUACAACAAACUAUACACUAUCAACACAAUUUGAAAGAUGAAAAUGAACAACAAAAAAGAAAUGUUGAUUUUAUGAAGGAGAAGUUAAAAUCUCAUGAGCAGGAAUAUAAGAAUAAUAUUGCCAAACUUAGAAGUGAAAUGAAAAUCAAAGAGGAAGAACAUAAAAUCAAAAUGAGCAAACUUUAUCAGGAUAUGCAGAAACAAGUUGAAUUAAAUGAAGAAAAGCACAAAGAACUAAUGGCAAAGAAGGAGAUGGAAAUAUCAGAAUUAAAUACAAAAUUGAGAACUCAAGAGAAGGAAAAGCAAAAUGAAAUACUGAGACUACAUCUAGAAUUUGACACCAAACUAGCAAGAGCUCAGACUAAAUCAAAAUCAUAUCCAGAUGCUACUAUUUUGCCACAAAGUAUCUACAGAAGGAAACUUCAGCAUCUUCAAGAGGAAAAGAGCAAGGAGAUUGCGAGUCUCCAGAAUACUAUCCGAGACCUGGAACAGCGCCUUGCAGCUGUCAAAGACUCCCGCUUCACACGGAGACGAUUCUAAGCAGAGCACUUAAUUUAUUUGCUACAACUUAAUUUCCUUAAAGGCUUUAAAAAUUCACUUGUGUUUUCAAUGUGAGUGUGAUAACAAU
Messenger RNA from Psammomys obesus (fat sand rat), 853 nucleotides. It is a transcript of the gene Ccdc152, whose product is annotated as coiled-coil domain containing 152. Lineage: Eukaryota; Metazoa; Chordata; Mammalia; Rodentia; Muridae. The transcript is spliced from 8 exons. The record is from RefSeq and is a predicted model, not a curated record. The coding region runs from base 1 to 765 and encodes 254 amino acids.